Messenger RNA from Podospora pseudocomata, 954 nucleotides. RefSeq lists its product as uncharacterized. Lineage: Eukaryota; Fungi; Ascomycota; Sordariomycetes; Sordariales; Podosporaceae. The record is from RefSeq and is a predicted model, not a curated record. The transcript has a single exon. Bases 1 to 954 code for a protein of 317 amino acids.
AUGACCACCUCCAACCCACAACCUCACCCUUACAACCCCGGCACCACCCUCCACCUCCACACUCAUGUCCUACCCCGCCCUUUCGGCACCAUACACGCCUGCUUCUACGGUGAGCCCAAAAAGUUCUAUAACAAAUACAACGGCUUCAACAACUUUCCCGGCUGCCGGGAUCAGAUGUUGAAUUUCGUACUGGAUAACCGCCCCGUCAAAACCACCCCCAUAUCCCUCGACAUCAUCCCAUUCACCAUCACCAAAACCGUCAUCGGCCCCAAGCCUUCGACCUUGACAACUACCGCCAGGAAGAAGAGGAAUAAAAAAGAGAGGGAAGUUCUUCAAAACAGUAAUAGUGACAGUAUAAAGAGAGUUAAAAAAAAAAGACAAAACACAGAGGGCAACGGCCCUGCUUACAAAAAAAACUCAAACAUAUUGUUCAUCAAAAAUCUCAGUUUUCCAUUCCAUUGUCUGUCUGCUCAUGAACCCCCAAUUUUUAUCUACCAUAAAUUUUGUGUAACCAAGCAAAAGACAAAUCCUCCAAAAGCCCACCCUCCAACGCAGAAACAAUGGUAUCACCUGCAAAGAAGAGGGCCAUACAUGCAUGCUAUAUACAACCAAAAACCAAACCCAGUCUUCUUUACAAGACCAGGUAUCUCAAGCCUCAAUCUGGCUCUUAACCCACUUCUCCAACCCUCCCCUCGCAAUGAUCUCCUGCACAUUUGGCGGGAGCUCACCCACCUUCUGGCUCCACUGCUGGCCACCCUCACCCUCGGUGACAGUGACCUUGCUCCUCCUCACAUCCCACACCAACUUCCAGCCCGUCCUCCGGGUAAGCACCUUGUUACCCUCACCAUCAGCCUUGAAAGUCUCCCUCAACCUCUGCACCAGCCUUGGUACCUCAACGCCCAUCAGCGCAUUGUUGAUGCUGUUCCUGCUAAAAAUGUUACCAAAGCUGCCUGA